This is a messenger RNA of Drosophila obscura, 838 nucleotides long. RefSeq names its product calcineurin subunit B type 1. The transcript is spliced from 3 exons. The record is from RefSeq and is a predicted model, not a curated record. Lineage: Eukaryota; Metazoa; Arthropoda; Insecta; Diptera; Drosophilidae. The coding region runs from base 260 to 772 and encodes 170 amino acids. Gene Ontology annotation, molecular function: calcium-dependent protein serine/threonine phosphatase regulator activity; calcium ion binding.
UUUGAUGCCAUCGCCACACGACGAAUGGAGAAAAAACCCUCCCGGAAUCAGUCGUGUUUUUGCUGUAGAGAGAUUUAGUGUUAACAAAUCGCUGGACUGUUGGUUUAUGAGAGCAGGACCUCCACCUGAGGAAUACAACCGAUUGACAGAGAGACAGGGAGACCGAGAGAGAGAGAGAGCGAGCGAGAGGAAGGACUCCCAAACACACACAAAAACCCACAGUGUUUAGUUUUUGUUAGGUACAGAACCAAGGCCAAAUAUGGGUAACGAGACCUCCCUACCGAUGGACAUGUGCUCCAACUUCGAUGCGGACGAGAUCCGGCGAUUGGGCAAGCGUUUUCGGAAGCUGGAUCUGGACAACUCGGGCGCCUUGAGCAUCGACGAGUUCAUGUCACUGCCGGAGCUGCAGCAGAAUCCGCUGGUGCAGCGCGUCAUCGACAUUUUCGAUGCGGAUGGCAACGGCGAGGUGGACUUCAAGGAGUUCAUCCAGGGCGUCUCACAGUUUAGUGUGCGUGGCGAUAAGCUCUCCAAGCUGCGCUUUGCCUUCCGCAUCUAUGACAUGGACAACGACGGGUACAUCUCCAAUGGUGAGCUCUUCCAGGUGCUCAAGAUGAUGGUCGGCAACAAUCUGAAGGAUACACAGCUGCAGCAGAUCGUCGACAAGACCAUUUGCUUUGCCGACAAGGACGAGGACGGCAAGAUAUCCUUCGAUGAGUUCUGCUCGGUGGUGGGCAACACCGAUAUCCAUAAGAAAAUGGUUGUCGAUGUCUAAAAAGAAAACAAACCAACGGACCGGACCCGAGGGGGAUCCAUUCCACACAUAUAUAUAUAUAUAUAU